Molecule: messenger RNA, 1079 nt
Organism: Hibiscus syriacus
Lineage: Eukaryota; Viridiplantae; Streptophyta; Magnoliopsida; Malvales; Malvaceae
Exons: 9
Coding region: 108-941 (277 amino acids)
Molecular function (GO): nucleic acid binding; RNA-DNA hybrid ribonuclease activity
Source: RefSeq, a predicted model, not a curated record
UGCAGCAGAUCGUCAAACUUGAAAGCUUCUCAAGCACUCUUUGAAAGCUUUUAAAAACUGUUUUUUUUCAUCGCCAAUAUCUGUAAAUUCAAUAUUUUGGGUCAUCAAUGGAGGAAGAAAACGAUGCUUUUUACGUUGUCCAGAAGGGUGACGUUAUCGGCAUUUACAAAACUUUAAGGGAUUUAGUACCAGAAUCUGGAAUUUCAGCACAUGAUCCUUCCAUGAGGGUUUAUAAAGGAUAUGGUCUCUCAAAGCAGGCUGAGGUGUACCUUGGUUCAUGUGGGCUGAAAAAUGCUGCCUAUUCCAUAAGUGCCUCUGAUGUUAAUGAUAAUACCUUUGGCAAACUUGUUCCUUGCCCUCCUCAGCAACCAACUUCUUCCAGGGGAAAUACAACCAACAGGGAUGCUUCACCAAAUAGAUUGCGGCAACAAGUACUUGGAAAGGGUCAGGUUGGACCAUCCUCUCUUUCCACUAAUCCUGGAAUAAAUCACAUGAACUUCACUAAUCAAACUGAAACUCAAAUGGCGGCCUCAAAUUCUCCAUACUGUAUUGUUGAGUUUGAUGGUGCCUCUAAAGGAAAUCCUGGACCAGCUGGUGCAGGAGCAGUUUUACGAGCUGAAGAUGGAAGAGUGGUGUGUCGAUUGUGUGAAGGCGUUGGCAUUGCUACAAACAAUGUGGCUGAAUAUCGAGCUGCCAUUUUGGGGAUGAAAUAUGCUCUCAGAAUGGGGUUCAAACACAUUCGUGUAAAAGGAGAUUCUAACCUCGUCUGUAUGCAGGUUCAAGGUUCGUGGAAAAUUAAAAGUCAGAAUUUGAUCGAGUUAAAUAAAAUGGCAAAGGAUCUUAAGGUUAAGUUUAUGUCAUUCCAGAUCAAUCAUAUUGGCAGGGAAUUUAACUCCGAAGCUGAUGCUCUCGCAAACCAAGCUGUUAAUCUCAUGAAUUGAUUCCGCUGCACUUGCAGAUGGUCAAGUUCAAGAGGACUGGAUCAUGAAGUAAAACCUGAAUUUAGGCCAACUCCGAGGAGGAUGUGUAAGACUCUAGGCCUUAACUGGUUCACUGGCACAUAUGACACCAUCCUGCCU